Messenger RNA from Notothenia coriiceps (black rockcod), 2164 nucleotides. Its product is annotated as brefeldin A-inhibited guanine nucleotide-exchange protein 2-like. The record is from RefSeq and is a predicted model, not a curated record. The transcript has 3 exons. Lineage: Eukaryota; Metazoa; Chordata; Actinopteri; Perciformes; Nototheniidae. The coding region runs from base 230 to 763 and encodes 177 amino acids.
CGAACUGAAAUGUUUGUGAACCGUUACACCCCUAGUAACUAAUGAAAUAAAGAGGCAAUCACCAGUAAAGCGAAAUCAAAUAAGUGGCAUCAUUAUAAAAAAGUAAGCAGUAGCAGCAAGUAACAGCAUUAAUGGAUUGUAAAAAGUGUAUAACAUACACCACAAUCUCUCAAAGCACAGUCAUCUGUCUCUAUUGGAGACAGUAGGGUUACAGAAAAGACAUGAGAGGAUGUCGAGGGGUAUGAACAGAAUCAAACCAGGGACAUGCAAAGCCUCUGCUGCUGCUGCUGCUGCUGCUGCUGCUGUUUCUGUGUUUCUUCCCAAUGACUGCCUCUCUCUGCCCUCAGGCUUUAAAGGGAAGUCCAAGCCCAACCUGUUGAAGCAGGAGACGAGCAGCCUGGCCUGCAGCCUGAGGAUCCUGUUCAAGAUGUACUCUGACCGUCAGCUGCAGGACUCGUGGCCUGACAUCCAGACACGCCUGCUGCUGGUGUGCAGUGAAGCUCUGGCGUACUUCAUCAGUCUGACCUCAGAGAGCCACAGAGAGGCCUGGAACAGUCUGCUGAUGCUGCUGCUCACCAGGACACUACGGCUGCCUGACGCCAAGUUCAAGCCCCAUGCUUCCUGCUACUACCCCCACCUGUGUGAGAUGAUGCAGUUCGACCUGAUCCCCGAGCUGCGGGCCGUCCUCAGGCGCUUCUUCCUGCGCAUCGGCUCCGUCUUCCACAUUGCCGCUCCCGAGGGGGCCCGAAUUCCCAUAUCCUAGAAUGAGUGGGUGCAGGAUCGGGUGGAGAAAUCAAAAGGACAUUUGUAGGUUGACACAAAAGAGACUGGAACAGACCACAGAGGAGGAAGAGGAGAACGACUGCAGCUUUUCUGUCUCUGUUCAGCUUCUCUACUGCACUCCGCUUGUAGGAAAGUCUUCACCCUGUCCUCCUCCUGUCUUUUUCUUGGGGAUGAACAGCACUGUGACCAGCGCUCUCUGCUGACCGUCAUUCAUCGUCCCCCUGACUCAUCUCAAUGACAAGAAGAACUGUAAACAGAUAAUUUAUUGAUAUUGAACCCGAUUUUGUUGGUUUGUUUUUCUGUUUUUUUUUUUUUUUAACAAAAGAGGUCUUUACGCCGACGAUACCAUUGAAUUAGAUGAACCUUACAUUUGCGAUUUUUGGCCACCUGUGCCUGUUUGAAAACGAUGACACCGUCAAGUGUCGCCCUUAUUGUGAGUUUGGUGAUCUAAUGAAAAUAUGUUGUAAUAUCUGAACCCUCAUGUGUCGAUGCUCAUCCCAAAGCAUUGUUUGUCACUUUAAUGUUUGUGUUCCUGUUAUUCGGUACCGGGCUGUUGACUGAAACUCUGAGCUGCAGGUGAGAAGAAUCUGCAUCUCUUCCAACACUAUAAAAGAUCCCAAGCGGCUUCAUUUGAGACGUCUCCGUGACACAACCGUCCUCUCGUCUUUAAAAUUCCAUAUCAAUGAGAUUUUUCAUAUUUAUUUUACUCUCUUGCUUUCUGAUUAUUAUUCAGGUUGGUUUACAAUGAAAGGUUGAUCGCAGUCAUACAUUCCUUUUUUGUGUUGACACUGAAGGACUUAACAGAGUCAGCUCUUCCUGGCUUUUCAAUAUCAGCUGGCUCAUAAAAUCCUCCACUUAUCCAUCAUUCGGCCCUAUGAGGGGAAACGGUGGUUGUCCAUUUCCCACACUCUUUUUGCACACCUGUUGCCGACAGUUUGCUCAUGUAUUAAUGCCUUCCGGUGUAUCAUCUAGCUCUGGAUGUUUGGAGCGCCCGUCAGUCUUGUCACAUUCAGCAGUAGAGUUCCGGGACGGAGCAGAACCAAAUGUUGCAUCUACAGAGAAAGAGGAAUCUCUGGAUCCUUUGUAGUUUAUUCCAUGCCUUUUUUUUUUUAAAAGAAGGAUUUAUGUAAUUAUUUAAAGUGCAUUUAAAUAUUUUUUGAGAAGCAUUCCUUCCCUUGCAACUAUGGAUGUCUACUUUUCUUCCCUAAAGCUAGGGAAUAUAUAAAUAUAUAUAUAUAUAUAUACAGUACAUGAAAAAAGCAGACUGUAAAGUUUUCAAUGUAAGAUACAUAGAAAUGAAAGUGCUAUACGGUUCUAUACAUAAUAUUGUGAUGUAAUCUUCCAAACAUUUGGUGAAGUAAUCAAUAAACCUGAAUUCUGA